CGCGCGCGCGCGGGGAGGGCGCGCACACGCCGUGGCCGUGAAUCGAACAUGGCGACUGUACCCGUCUAUUGCAUCUGCAGAUUACCUUACGACGUGACCCAAUUUAUGAUUGAGUGCGAUGCUUGCAAAGACUGGUUUCACGGCAGUUGCGUCGGUGUGGAUGAAGAUGAUGCCCCAGACAUUGACAUAUACCAUUGUCCAAACUGCGAGAAGACCCAUGGCAAAUCCACAUUAAAAAGGAAAAGGCAUUGGAACAAACAGGACCCUUGGCAAAGCACAGAUGUCCGAGCUGUACAGAAUGGAAGUCAAGUUUUCAUAAAGGAGCUCCGUAGCAGAACAUUUCCAAGUGCUGAGGAUAUUGUUGUUAAACUAAGUGGCACUCAACUGACCAUGGAUUACCUGGAGGAGAACGGUUUUGAGGAACCCAUCCUGGUUCCCAAAAAAGAUGGUUUGGGCAUGACCAUGCCGCCUCCCACCUUUUACAUCAGCGAUGUGGAAAAUUACGUCGGUCCUGACGUCGCAGUUGACGUCGUUGAUGUCACUAAACAGACUGAUAGCAAGAUGAAGCUUAAAGAAUUUGUCGAUUAUUAUUACAGCACAAACCGAAAGAAAGUAUUAAAUAUAAUCAAUCUGGAGUUCUCUGACUCAAGGAUGAGUAAUAUUGUGGAGGGUCCCCAAAUUGUCCACAAUUUGUCUUGGGUUGAAAACUACUGGCCUGCAGAUGCCCUGCUUGGAAAGCCUAAAGUCACUAAAUACUGUCUGAUAUGCGUUAAAGACAGCUACACAGAUUUCCACAUCGAGUGCGGCGGCGCCUCUGUCUGGUAUCACGUACUAAGGGGAGAAAAGAUUUUCUUUCUCAUCAAGCCCACCUCUGCCAACCUUUCUCUGUACGAGCGCUGGAGGUCGUCGUCCAUCCGCAGCGAAAUGUUCUUUGCUGACCAAGUGGACAAGUGUUACAAAUGCUGUCUGAAGCAAGGACAGACUUUGUUCAUUCCAUCAGGUUGGAUCAAUGCAAUUCUGACUCCGGUGGACUGCUUGGCAUUCUCUGGCCAUUUUGUCCACAACCUGAGCGUGGAGAUGCAGAUGAGAGCAAAUGAAAUUGAGAAGAGACUAAAGGUGAAAACCCUCACACCGUUUCCCAACUUUGAAACAGCAUGCUGGUACGUGGGACGUCAUCUUCUUGAACGAUUCAAAGGUCUGCAUAAAGCAAAUGGGCAGCCAGCUCCAUAUCUGAUCCAUGGUGCCAAAAUCAUCAAUGGAGCCUUCAGAGCAUGGACCAAAAAGCAGGCCCUUUUAGAACAUGAAGAUGAACUUCCAGAAAACAUGAAACCUUCACAGCUCAUUAAAGACCUUGCCAGAGAGAUAAGACUCUCAGAGAAUGCCACGAAAGCAGUUAAGAGCGAGUUGCCAUCGGAGAGUCCUCCAUCACCCCACUCGGAUCUUGAAGAUCCUCUUUCACCAGCUGAGGUUCCUUCGCCGAGCUUUGAGACAGUCAAAAACAAAAGCAACUCCCCGAAAGCGCAUAGACCACCAAGCAAAGCCCCAAAGAUGAGCAAGGCUCCAAAAUCUCAGAAAAUGCUCAAGGCCAAAGAGGGAGAGAAGAAGAAAAUCACACUUUUACACGACUCACCCGCUCCACCGAAAGCCUCCAGUUUUGAAGCUCUUGAGUCCCAUGCCAAGGAUAUCUUAAACCUGGACCAGCCAACAAAAGCAAAGGUUGUGAAGAAAAUGGUGCCAAUCUCAGAAAAGGAAACAUUGAAGCAAAAAAUGGUGGAAAAGUUCAACAAAACUAGAGGGCAGAAUAAAAACAGGACUGAAGCAAAAUGGAAGUACAAGAAUAGUAAACCAGACUCCCUGUUAAAGAUGGAAGAGGACUGCAAAUUUGACAGGACCUCAGUUUUAGGCAAUAAAGCCGCUUUGGCACUGGCUCGCAAGAAAAUCCUGGGCACAAAGCCAAUGAAAAAUCACAUUGACGCAAGUGUUGUCGGGACAAUACGAGAGCUCAAAGAGGACCAACGCAAGCCGGUGAGAGAUGAGUACGAGUACGUCUCGGACGAGGGAGAACUGAAGAUUGACGAAUUCCCCAUUCGACGGAAAAGGAACACCACAAAGAAAGAAUUUGCCGCAGUUCUUUCCCAAAUCAGACAGCCGGUUCGACCAAGCCAUCACCCAAAGAGCAAGCCCUUGGUGUCAAAGAAUCAGAUUGCUGAUUCUUCAGAUGAAGAAAGUCGACAUUUUGACACAGACACCAAGCCGGAGGGUAAAUGUUGCAAUUUCAACACAAAUACAAGUCAAAAAAGUGGCAGUGCGGCAGGUAUUCUUGACUUGCUGCAAGCCAGCAAACAAGUGGGUGGAAUUGACUACAGCACCAACAGUCAGCCACCUGCAUCUCCCAGCACACAGGAGGCCAUUCAGGGCAUGCUGUCUAUGGCCAACCUGUCAUCAUCGGACAACUUGCAGCAGCAGCAGCAGCAGCAGCAGCAAUGGAACACCAAUCAGUUAAGAAGCAAUCGUCAGUCAAAGAACAUUUGGCAAAUGCACAGUUCACUGACUAAUAAGAAGGUCAGUAGAGGAGGAGGAGGAGGAGGCAUUGGUCACGGCAGCAACCGCAAGCAAUCCACUAACCACUUGAAGAAACCCCAGAAGAACUGCAGUUUUGAGGCUCUUGAUUAUGAUGACCAGGACCACAUGGACGCGUGCUUUAAAGACUCCGAUUAUGUUUAUCCGUCAUUUGAGUCUGAGGAGGACAAUCCCAUUUUCAAAUCCAGAUCGAAGAAACGGAAAAAUAACGACGACGUUCCAUACAGCCCCACCGCUCGCGUAGGGCCCUCAGUUCCUCGACAGGAAAGGCCUGCGAGAGAAGGAGCGCGCGUGGCCUCCGUAGAAACGGGCUUGGCCGCUGCUGCGGCAAAGCUUUCGCAUCAGGAGGAACAACAAAAAAUCAAGAAGAAAGUCAAAAAGAAGACAACGCUGUUAGAGGAGUCCCCUCUAAAAAUGUCUGGAGAUAGCGGCUCGGCGGAUCGCCAGCUGGACUUCCGAGGCGACGACCUUUCGCAUCACGAGUUGGACAGCGAAGCGCUCAAGUUACCAGCGGUGCUGCAGCCCAUGGUGCCGGGGGCAUUCCUCAGCCAAAGGCGACCAUCCACGUCUGCUCCCAACAGCAACUCCAUGACAAAAGGGGAUCGUGGAGUUUCUGCAGAUGCUAAAGCCAAGCGGCUAAAGAAAGGCAUGGCAACAGCAAAACAGAGACUUGGGAAGAUUUUAAAGAUCCAUCGAAAUGGACAGCUCCUCUUGUAGCAUACCGCAAACUAGGAUUGGAAAGUCAUGAACUGAGUCCCACUUUUUUUUGUUCCUGAAAGUUGACAGCGAGGAAAAAAAGCUAAGAUGGGAAAUAAGAAAUGAUACAUUUUUCACACUCCAAGACCAACAUCACAUACAUAUAUACACACGUUUCUGCCUGUCCUUAUACUUUAUAACUUUGAGAUAUUGAAGUGUACAUAGCCUGCUAUAAAUAUUUUUAAUAAACCAUGUCUCACUUUACU
Messenger RNA from Syngnathus acus (greater pipefish), 3542 nucleotides. It is a transcript of the gene phf2, whose product is annotated as PHD finger protein 2. Bases 49 to 3297 code for a protein of 1082 amino acids. Gene Ontology annotation, biological process: protein demethylation; regulation of transcription by RNA polymerase II. The record is from RefSeq and is a predicted model, not a curated record. The transcript is spliced from 22 exons. NCBI's taxonomy places the organism in Eukaryota, Metazoa, Chordata, Actinopteri, Syngnathiformes, Syngnathidae. Gene Ontology annotation, molecular function: transcription coregulator activity; histone demethylase activity.